Messenger RNA from Lepus europaeus (European hare), 660 nucleotides. RefSeq names its product claudin 3 (gene CLDN3). Lineage: Eukaryota; Metazoa; Chordata; Mammalia; Lagomorpha; Leporidae. Gene Ontology annotation, cellular component: bicellular tight junction; plasma membrane. Gene Ontology annotation, molecular function: structural molecule activity. Bases 1 to 660 code for a protein of 219 amino acids. The record is from RefSeq and is a predicted model, not a curated record. Gene Ontology annotation, biological process: cell adhesion; bicellular tight junction assembly. The transcript has a single exon.
AUGUCCAUGGGCCUGGAGAUCACCGGCACGUCGCUGGCCGUGCUGGGCUGGCUGGGCUCCAUCGUGUGCUGCGCGCUGCCCAUGUGGCGCGUGUCCGCCUUCAUCGGCAGCAGCAUCAUCACGGCGCAGAUCAUCUGGGAGGGGCUGUGGAUGAACUGUGUGGUCCAGAGCACCGGGCAGAUGCAAUGCAAGGUGUACGACUCGCUGCUGGCGCUGCCGCAGGACCUGCAGGCGGCCCGCGCGCUCAUCGUCGUGGCCAUCCUGCUGGCCGCCUUCGGGCUCUUCGUGGCGCUCGUGGGCGCCCAGUGCACCAACUGCGUGCAGGACGAAACGGCCAAGGCCAAGAUCACCAUCGUGGCGGGCGUGCUCUUCCUGCUGGCCGCGCUGCUCACCCUCGUGCCGGUGUCCUGGUCGGCCAACACCAUCAUCCAGGACUUCUACAACCCGCUGGUGCCCGAGGCGCAGAAGCGCGAGAUGGGCGCCGGCCUGUACGUGGGCUGGGCCGCCUCGGCGCUGCAGCUGCUGGGGGGCGCGCUGCUCUGCUGCUCCUGCCCGCCGCGCGACAAGUACGCGCCCACCAAGAUCGCCUACUCGGCGCCGCGCUCCGCCGGGCCCGGCACGACCGCGGGCACCGCCUACGACCGCAAGGACUACGUCUGA